ACUGUAAGCAAGCCUCACGUCCACAGGAGCCUCUCUCACAUGCAUGUUGUCUCCUCCUAGAAGUGGACUAUCACUUAUCACCAUCACGUCCACCAAGACCAAGACACACUCACCAACCUCUCUUCUCUCAACCCCAUUAUUUCUUCGUUUUCACCCCCAAGCCAUUUUCAUAGCUCAAAUGGCAAGGCCUAACCAUUUUGCAAGGACCUAUUUCUUGUUCUUUCUGUUCCUUCUAAGCAUAGCCAUGAGUAGAACACUUUUUGUCACCUCCCUUUCACCUGACGGAGAAGCACUCCUCUCUCUUUUAGCAGCUGCCGACCCAUCUGCAAAAGCAUCCUCAUCAAUUCUCUUCUCAUGGAACCCCCAAAGCCAAACGCCAUGUUCCUGGCAAGGCAUAACAUGUUCUCCACAAGACAGAGUUAUCUCCCUCAAUCUACCAAACACAUUCCUUAAUCUCUCUUCUCUACCGCCACAACUUUCCUCUCUUUCUUCCUUGCAACUUCUCAAUCUCUCCUCCACCAAUAUUUCAGGAACAAUCCCUCCGUCAUUUGGUCAACUUACUCAUCUUCGCCUUUUAGACCUCUCCUCUAACUCUCUCUCAGGUCCCAUUCCUCAAGAGCUGGGCCAACUUUCUUUACUACAGUUUCUUUUCUUAAAUUCAAAUAAAUUGGCUGGCAGAAUUCCUCAACAACUAGCUAACCUCACUUCACUGCAAGUCCUUUGUCUACAAGACAAUCUUCUUAACGGCUCAAUACCAUUUCAACUGGGUUCCCUGGUCUCUCUCCAACAGUUCAGAGUAGGAGGCAAUCCUUAUCUAACAGGAGAAAUUCCUUCACAGUUAGGACUACUUGCCAAUCUUACCACAUUUGGCGCUGCGGCCACCGGGCUUUCUGGUGUGAUACCACCGACAUUUGGCAACUUGAUCAACCUCCAAACACUUGCUCUUUAUGAUACUGAGGUAUUUGGCUCAAUACCACCUGAACUGGGGCUAUGCUCAGAGUUGAGGAAUCUGUAUUUGCACAUGAACAAGCUCACCGGUAAUAUUCCUCCUCAAUUGGGUAAGCUGCAAAAGCUUACUAGCUUGCUUUUAUGGGGUAAUGCAUUGUCAGGUUCUAUCCCAGCUGAGCUUUCGAAUUGUUCAUCACUUGUUGUGCUUGAUGCUUCUGCUAAUGAUCUUACUGGUGAAAUACCUGGUGACAUUGGAAAGCUAGUAGUUCUUGAGCAACUUCACUUGUCUGAUAAUUCGCUAACUGGGUUGAUUCCUUGGCAGUUAAGUAACUGUUCGAUUCUGACUGCUCUUCAACUUGACAAGAAUCAAUUAUCCGGUGCAAUCCCAUGGCAGGUAGGUAACUUGAAAUACUUGCAGAGUUUCUUUUUGUGGGGAAAUUCAGUUUCUGGAACAAUACCAUCUUCUUUCGGGAACUGCACAGAACUUUACGCACUUGACCUUUCAAGGAACAAGCUUACUGGUUCAAUACCAGAAGAAAUUUUCAGUUUGAAGAAGUUGAGUAAGCUUCUGCUUCUGGGAAAUUCUUUAUCAGGAGGGUUGCCAAGAAGUAUUGCAAAUUGUCAGUCACUGGUGAGGUUAAGGCUUGGAGAAAACCAGCUUUCAGGGCAGAUACCUAAGGAGAUUGGCCAGCUGCAGAACCUAGUCUUCCUUGACUUAUACAUGAAUCAUUUCUCCGGUGGCCUUCCUCUUGAGAUUGCCAACAUCACAGUUCUUGAGCUAUUGGAUGUGCACAACAACUACAUUACUGGAGAAAUCCCAUCUCAGCUUGGGGAGCUUGUGAAUUUAGAGCAGCUUGAUCUCAGUCGAAACAGCUUCACUGGAGAAAUUCCACCAAGUUUUGGUAAUUUUAGUUACUUGAACAAGCUCAUUCUCAAUAACAAUUUACUAACAGGGUCUAUCCCGAAAUCCUUUCGAAAUUUGCAGAAACUUACUCUGCUUGAUUUAAGCUACAACAGUCUUUCUGGUGAAAUUCCACCUGAAAUUGGUUACGUGACAAGCUUAACAAUCAGUUUGGACUUGAGCUCCAACUUGUUUACGGGUGAAAUACCAGAAUCAAUGUCUAGUUUGACACAGUUACAGUCACUUGAUCUGUCUCAUAAUAUGCUACAUGGGAGAAUUAAGGUUUUAAGUUCCCUUGCUAGUCUUACUUCUUUGAAUAUCUCCUUCAAUAAUUUCUCAGGUCCUAUUCCCGUAACACCUUUCUUUAGUACUCUGUCUUCCAAUUCUUAUCUUCAAAACCCGAAUCUAUGUGAAUCUAUUGAUGGUUCUACUUGUUCCUCACGUCUAAUUAGAAAGAGUGGAUUAAGAUCAACCAAAACUGUUGCUUUGAUCUCUGUGAUUCUGGCCUCAGUUAUUAUAGUUGUCCUUGCUUCAUGGUUUCUAGUUACAAGAAAUCAUAGGUAUAUGGUAGAGAAAUCUGCAGGAGCAUCAUCCUCUUCACCAGGGGCUGAAGAUUUCUCUUAUCCAUGGACCUUCAUUCCAUUUCAGAAGCUCAAUUUUACGAUUGAUAACAUCUUGGACUGCCUUAAGGAUGAGAAUGUCAUUGGAAAAGGUUGUUCAGGGGUUGUUUAUAAAGCAGAAAUGCCAAGUGGGGAGUUGAUUGCCGUAAAAAAGCUCUGGAAAACUAAAAGAGAUGAAGAACCUGCAGUGGACUCUUUUGCAGCAGAAAUUCAGAUUCUUGGACACAUUCGGCACAGGAAUAUUGUCAAGCUCUUAGGUUAUUGUUCCAAUAAAAGUGUUAAGCUCCUUCUAUACAACUACAUACCCAAUGGUAAUCUGCAACAGCUUUUGCGGGGGAAUAGAAACUUGGAUUGGGAAACCAGGUACAAGAUUGCUAUUGGAUCUGCUCAAGGUCUAGCUUACCUUCAUCAUGAUUGUGUACCUGCAAUUCUUCACAGAGACGUAAAGUGCAAUAACAUACUACUAGACUCCAAGUUUGAGGCUUACCUAGCAGAUUUUGGUUUGGCAAAACUGAUGAACUCUCCAAACUACCACCACGCAAUGUCCAGAGUAGCUGGCUCCUAUGGUUAUAUUGCCCCAGAAUAUGGUUAUACAAUGAACAUAACUGAGAAGAGCGAUGUCUACAGUUAUGGAGUGGUUCUGCUGGAGAUACUAAGUGGGCGUAGCGCAGUUGAAUCUCAGGUGGGUGACGGAAUGCACAUUGUUGAGUGGGUGAAAAAGAAAAUGGGUAACUUCGAACCAGCAGCAUCAAUUCUAGACACAAAGCUUCGAGGAUUACCAGAUCAAAUGGUUCAAGAAAUGCUUCAAACCCUUGGAAUUGCAAUGUUUUGUGUCAACUCUUCACCUGCAGAACGGCCAACCAUGAAGGAAGUGGUGGCACUGCUAAUGGAGGUGAAGAGCCCACCUGAAGAAUGGGGAAAGACUUCUCAACCUCUAAUAAAGCAGUCCUCAAAUCAAAGUUAAUUUUGUUCUUUUUACUCUCUUUUAAACUCCAAGAACAUCAUAGAUUGCUUGUCUUUCCUAUCGCAAGAUAAACAAAGGAGUGGUGCCAUUAUGGGAAAGAAAGGAUAGAGAUAUUGUUGGAUUUGGGUGAUGGUCUUGGGGUCUGUUGUACAGUUUUUAGAAUCAUCAACGUUGCUGAUCUGCUCUCAGUGCCUCUCCCUUUUUGUUUUCUUUCAUUUUGCUAAUGGAUCGUGUCACACUUAGCAAAUCUUUCAGCCCAAUCCUUGUAUUCAGUUAGUUGCUGAAUAUCAGCUGCA
Molecule: messenger RNA, 3729 nt
Organism: Theobroma umbraticum
Lineage: Eukaryota; Viridiplantae; Streptophyta; Magnoliopsida; Malvales; Malvaceae
Product: Leucine-rich receptor-like protein kinase family protein
Biological process (GO): protein phosphorylation
Molecular function (GO): ATP binding; protein kinase activity; protein binding
Source: RefSeq, a predicted model, not a curated record